AUGGCGAGUUCUUCGAGAACAAAAUCUAUUGGACCAGUGCAUCGUUCUUCUCUCUCACUUUCUACCAAGUUCUGUUCUUAUUCGACCUCCAACGCACCGUUUCAUUCGCCUUCAUCAAGUUUCUUCGACAAGCCUCACUCGCACGUGCCGCACCGCUCCACCUCCCCCACACGUGUCAACGUAUUUAGCACGGCGCCAUCUCCCUCCGUCCGGUUUGCCCUCGACCGGUCUGUCUCUCCGAGUCGGUCCGUGUCGAGCCACGUCAUCGCGAAGAAGCACAACCGCCACGUCACCAUUCAGAAGAAAACAUGCAUGUGUUCUCCUACGACUCAUCCCGGUUCGUUCCGGUGCAGUCUCCACAAAAACAAUAACCACCAUAUGUCGGCCGGCUCGUUCCCGUCGAAUCGGCUCAACAUGCGCCGGUCCGCGAUGAAGAACUCGCUCGUCAGAAUUGGAGGCGUUGAAGGCGAGUGGGUUAAACGCGCCCUUACCGCGCUGAUUCGUCCUUCAUCGCAUCAACAGAGGCGACGAUCGGCGUUCGAACCGAGACCUAGUCGUCUCUCCAUCAUGUCCAAAUCUGAAGAUCUGUGA
Sphenostylis stenocarpa is the source of this 591-nucleotide messenger RNA. NCBI's taxonomy places the organism in Eukaryota, Viridiplantae, Streptophyta, Magnoliopsida, Fabales, Fabaceae. The record is from the annotation of a GenBank genome assembly.